AUGGCACGGACCGAACUCAUAAGUCUUUCUCGUAUAUGGUAUACAAUUAUAGUUGUAUUAAUUCAGUUAAUUCUUGUCUUUUUUGGUAUAAAACAAUGCUAUUAUAAUGAUCGUUUACCAUGGCCAAUAUCUGCACCAUCACCUAAAUAUGAAUUAUUAAUACAAAAAAUUUGUCUUCUUAUAUCACUUGUACUUCUUUUAAUAUUUAUUUAUCCAGCUUUAUUUAAAAUUGGAAAUUUUUCAAAUGACAAUGAACAAUUAACAAUAGAUGCAUUAGAAAAAAAUGAUAUAUCUUUAUGGUCUAACCUAUGGCGACAUUGUUUUCCAUUAAGUAGUACUUUACAUUUAAUUAUGAGUUUUCUUAUUAUUAUAUCAACUGUACUUAUUCACGCUAAACAGAUUAUGGUUGGAUUAAAAGAUUCAGCAUUUUUAUGGCGUACUGAUUUUGAUUUACUUUUCGAUUGGUCUUCAUCGCCUACAAUAUCCAUAACAAAACGUUUUGCACCAUUAAAUCGGCAUACCUCAUCUUUACCGUUUUCAAUUGAUUCCUAUUCACGUUUAAGUCUAUUAAAUUUUCUAUUUGCAUCAUUUAUUUGUAUUCUACGUGAGCCAAAUGUGUUUUGGUCAAUAUCGAAAAUUUUCUCUAUACUUUAUUCAUUUGCUAUUGCUCUUAAUGUUUUACAAUGGUGUUUGAUGUACUGUGCAUUGCAAUUAUUAUUGAAAAAUAUUUGUUUUAAUACAAUUGAACUACGACAUAAUAUUGGUUAUCUUCUAUCGAAUCAACCUUAUACAGCAUUUUUUCUUUAUAUACUUCUUGAAUUUCUUGUUUAUAUAUCAUCAAUAACAUUUUAUUACUAUGCAUAUAAUCGCUUUAAAUCAAAUUAUAAACGUUCAUGUUAUGAUCGUUUUUCAAACUAUUGUCCAAGUUUAAUAGCUAUCAUUAUUUUAUUAUUAUACACAGCAUGUAAAAUGCCACUUGCGCAUGAUAUAUUUUUACUUUACAUUCAAACACGUUUACCUAUUCUAUUUCUAGCAUUUAUUUUUGAAAUAGUUCAUGUUCUAUUAAUAUUUGCAAUAUGGAUUUUUCUAACAACAAAAUUAAAUUGGAAUAUAAAUAAUCAAGCAAAAUAUUUAUCUAAAACUCGUAGUGGUUUAACAGUUCAAAAUACUCCAAUUGACGGACAAACAACAGUUUCUCUACCAGAAUUAAACAAUAAUUAUUCAUCAAAAGAAAAGCCUUAUGAAAAAAUUCGAAUAUAUCAAUCAGAAAUUUAUUAUCGUAAUCGACCAAAAAAUUGGAGUUUACCAUUAAAUCAGCAGCCAACAAUGAUGGCUGAAUUUGAUCUUAAUGAUGAUAUUAUUACACGUUCACCAUCGUAUCCAACGAGUCAAAAUAAUAAUAAUAAUAAUAAUGAUAAUGAAAUACAAUAUCGAAAUGCAAUAAGAAAAACUCUAUCUAGUAUAAAAAAUUCUGAAGAACAAACAAAAGCUGUUUUUCUAAGAAGUAAUACACCACCUAUACCACCUGUUAAAAGAUUUACAAAAGAACAAGUAGAAGCAGCUAGACAACGAGCACAAAAACUGAUCAGUCAACGUCAACGAUCACCGGAAUUAAGGUCACAACAACAGCAACAUUCAGCUGCUUUACUUAUUAGUCAAGUUUAA
Molecule: messenger RNA, 1665 nt
Organism: Rotaria socialis
Lineage: Eukaryota; Metazoa; Rotifera; Eurotatoria; Philodinida; Philodinidae
Source: the annotation of a GenBank genome assembly